Solanum pennellii is the source of this 873-nucleotide messenger RNA. RefSeq names its product pre-mRNA-splicing factor syf2-like. Gene Ontology annotation, cellular component: Prp19 complex; post-mRNA release spliceosomal complex; catalytic step 2 spliceosome. The coding region runs from base 1 to 873 and encodes 290 amino acids. The transcript has a single exon. The record is from RefSeq and is a predicted model, not a curated record. Lineage: Eukaryota; Viridiplantae; Streptophyta; Magnoliopsida; Solanales; Solanaceae.
AUGAGUGACAAAAGAAGAGUUCACCCAAAUUGUGGGAAUGGUUCGAACCCUUAUCAUGAAUGCAGUGAAUAUUGCUUCAAAAUAAUAGCGGAAAUAAAGAAGCAAAUGAUCAAAGCUGAAACACGUGUGUUGGAAGCUAAUACUGUUGAUGAAAGAGAUGGUGUUGAAAGUCACAGUGAUGAUGGAGAGGAUAAUAUGAGAGACGAGUCGACGAAUCAGAUAAGAGGGAGGAAGAGGAAGUUAUUUGAAUUAAGGUUAAAAAUGAACGAGGCAAGAAAAGCUAAUCAAUCUGAAAUGUUAGUAGAGAAGAAAAAAACAGAAGCUCCAACUGCAGAUUGUAGAGGAAUAUCCAAGCAAAAAUGGAUUGAAGAGAGGAAGAAGAAAAUUGGGAAUUUGUUGAAUGCGAACGGGUUAGAUAUGAGCAAAGCAUAUAUGCUAGAUACACAAGAGUCUGCGGAGGCAAAAUAUAAGAAGUGGGAGAAGGAGCCUGCUCCAGCUGGUUGGGAUGUUUUUAAUAAGAAGACGCUAUACAAUGCAUACAAGAAGCGUACAAAGAAUGUUGUUGUUGAUGUAUACGAGUACAACAGAAUGAAGGAAACUGAACCAGAAUUUUAUCGAGAAGCUUCUAGUCUCCACUAUGGGAAGGCACCAAAAUUAUCAGACGACAAGCUAGAGAGGACGGUGAAGGAGCUAAAGGACAGGGAUGAGAAGCGUCAAUCAUUUAGUCGGAGGAGAAAGUUUCAUGAAGAGAAAGAUAUUGACUCUAUUAAUGAUCGUAACGAGCACUUCAAUAAAAAGAUUGAGCGUGCCUUUGGAAAAUACACCUUGGAGAUCAAGAAUAGCCUUGAGAGAGGAACUGCUUUGCCUGACUGA